GAGAGUAGUGUUUAUUUUUCUAAUGUUUGUGCUGUGAAAGUGAUGAAUAUUGUUUUGACGUAAAAGGUACUUUAUUUUCGUAAACCGUUGUAAGCUGUUACAUUUAAAAAAACCUUUAUUUUUUAUAACUCUAUUGAAUUUAGCACUGCGAAAAGACAAUUUAUUCAUCCUCAAAUUUCUAGACUUGAGGGUUUGUAAUGCUGUUUUGAAUGAACGCAAAGUGUUUCUGCUCAAGAUUUGCAAAGUUUCUACACAAGAUUCAUGUAAACUUCUUAUCAGAGCUUAUGUUUAAUACAUAGUAUGGAAUUCUUAUUCCCAAUAAUCAUGUUUCUGAGCUACGUAGCUGCUGAUCCCCAUUCCAUAUAUAUUUCACCAUAUGGCACACGCAUAGUUUUGGAAGAAGGUGCUGAUCUAAACUUAACCUGCAAAGUUAAAACAAAGUUGUGGCAAGAUAAAGAAUUUGACUUGAGUUGGAAACUGCCUACACAAUCCAGUGUGAAAGAUCGUAUUCUUAUCAAUAAAACAAAGGACCAGUUAGCUAUCACCAUUCAAAAUCUACAGAAGAAUGAUACUGGUCCAUAUAUUUGUGAGUUGCAAAAUGACGGUAUCAUAUCAAGUCGCAAAAUUUCUGUGUCUGUCAGAUCAAAAAAAUGUGUAAAACGAUUUUUUGAUUGUGGAGGAGGCAUAUGCAUUUCAAAACGUUAUGUUUGUGAUGGCUAUGUGGAUUGUUCAAGUGGUUAUGAUGAAUCCGUCAAAUUAUGUGGACCAAAUCCUUGUCAUGGAAAGAUUUUAUGUGAUGGACGUUGCAUCCCUCAGGAAUUUUGUUGUGAUCCCACUGUGAGCAGUAAUUGUUCCAUAAGCUAUUUGAUGCCCUGUUGUCGUGAGGUGCUUGACGAAGGUCUCUAUCAUUUUGAGGAAUACACUGAUUCAGUAGCAUUGCCAUGCCCUCCAUCAGUUGAUUGUCAUAUAGUCCCUAAUUUUGGAAUAGGCUGUUCCAUAUUGCAUGUUGUAGCAAUCUGUGCUGCUGUUGUGAUUGUGAUUUCAACUGCAGCUUUAUUUCUGGCAUAUCGUAUUUGUUCAGAACGUACCGAGCAGCUUCAUAGGUGGUCUAGGGUUUCUGAAAAUGAAUUCCGUGCAGCUAUCACUUCAAGACAUGGGGCUGGAUUGUUGUUAAACAAUGGGAACUUUCUGCAUGAAAGAGAAAAUUUCAACUCUGAUCAGUAUGAGAGAGAUUCACAACUACCUGACUAUUUGGUACGUGUGAAUUAUGUCCCUGGCUCUGGAUAUCAAGUUGCUGAUAGUAGACCAAAACCACCUCCUUAUACAGAAAAUUCCAUUGGCAUUCCACCACCUCCUUAUGAAAGUAACAGUAACAUUGCAGAUGUAAAUAAAGAGGACUGCCAGCUGCAGCGUGCCACUUCAAACAAUGAAACAAGUGGAUAGUAUUGUGAAUCAUGAUUUAGCUUCUUUCACUGAGGGUAUUUAGAUUUUAUUUGAAGACUAUAAAAAGCUGUCUUUUUUUUAAAGAGAAAGAAUUUUAUAAUCGCAAUACUAGGUAAUUCAUGUGUAAGAAAUUGCGAAGCUUUUUAAAGUUCUGCUUGCUUAAAUUUUUCUGUAAGAUAAUGUUUAAAAUCUUAAUGCGUAUGUACUAAUUUACACUUACUUUUUUUUCAUAAAAGAAAACUGUGAGCAUAUGUGAAUAAAACUCAAUAUAACAUGGGAUAACAGAAGCUUGUUUUAGUAGUAUAUCAUGGAAUUAUUAUUCUUACAUGAAGUAAGAAUUAUAAAGAUAUGUAUCAUAUGAAGUGUUAUAAUGUUUAAACAUGCUUUAUUAGAUUAUUAUUGAUUAAAACAUUGAUUUGGUAGAUGCUUUAAAUUGAUAGUCUUAAAAUUUAUAAAAAAAAAAAAAAAAGAGAAAAAAAAAAAAAAAGAGAGAAAAAAGCAGUUUUAUGUCAGCCCUAAAGUAGAAGAGGAUUUUCAUAAUCUUAAUAACAUUGUAUUUAAUAUACUAUGUACAUCUUUAUGGUAGAUGAUCUGAUAAUAUGUAUGUUUAUGUAUGAGGUACAGGUAAUAUGCUGAAAUUAUCUUUAUUUUGCAUUUAUUAGAAUAUUAAUGAGCUGCAUUUAAAACUAAUAUUUUGCUGUUAAAAGCCAUAUUGAGAUGAUGAUUCAGUAAACAUAUUCAUUUUAGAAGUAGCCUCACACAUAAACAUGCUUUUUUUUUUUUUAAUUUAUUUAUUUAUCUUCCUUUAAAAUUUCAUUUUACAAUCAUAUUAUUACUAUACAUGCAAAAGACUUUCACCUUUUUCUAACUGAGUAACGUAUGCUGCAGUUUUCCUUUAUACAUGUAAAUAUUUUAUUCUUUCUAUUACUAUGUGACAUGUUUAAAUAAUUAUUAUUUUAGUUGUGUAAAUUUCAUGUUCAAAUCUCAGCCACUUGUGAAUUCACACAAGAGAAUGAGGAAUUUGAAACUGACUUAAUAUUUUUUUUUUUAAUAGAAAAAAAUAAUCUGACAUAAAAUAGCGUAUCUUCCUCUUUAAAGUACUGGUGCAUGUUCAAGUAACUUCGCAGCAUUUAUUAAAUGCCGUUCUAAAAGUACUGUCAUAAUAACUAUUUAAAUGCUUUUCAAAUUUCUUUACCCAGUAUUUAUUGAAGGUAUAGUAAGAAACAACUGAAAUGGCAGCUGUUCUUUGAUCUGCAUUGUAUUUGUACCUAAAUAUAAAUUAUAUUCCACAAUAUUUAGAUAUAUUUCUGUUUCUAUACUUAAAGCAGUCUUUUUAUCGAGUGAUUUUUAUAGGUAUCUGCUUAGGAAUAAAAGAAAAAUAUUCAUUUAAAUUGACUGUUAAAAGUAUCAAGUAACAUGUUUAUUAUUCAUUAAUCUUUAAUUUUCUCUAAAAUUAAUAAUAAGAUUGUUAAAUUUCUUUGUGAAUUAUGAAAGAAAAUUUUUAUUUUAAUGAUCAACUAAAUACUAUUAUUGUCUUAAAAACGUUUCAAAAUGUGGCUUUGAAAUAAGAUGUCAAUUUUGAGUUAUUUUUUUAAAAGGAUAUAGUUUGAUUUGAUACUCUAUUUAGUUUUAUCAAAGUAAAGAAAUUAAAAUUAAAGAAAUUAUUAUUGUAUGCUAAAAUACUUCAUAAUUUUAAAACAAAAUUGCAAGUAUAUAAUGCUUUUAAUCUGAAUUUUUUAUAAAUUUUAAGAUAUCCCAAACCACGAAUGCCAUAAAUAAACUUGGGAUUAUUAUUUUUAUAGCAUAUAGAUUUCUAAUUCUGUGCUAAUAUGAUAUUACAUAUUUAUGUAUUUCAUUCACUGCAUAACAUUGUUAACAAUAGCAAAUACUGUUAGCAAUAGCUUAUUUUUUCAGCUAAGUGUGCUAUUUUUAUAAAUCAAUCAUUUCACUUCAAAUAUAUGAAAAAAAUUGAUAAAUGAGUAAAUGAAAUUAUUUUUAUCAGUGAAAUUUUUUAAAAUCUAAAUUUGAUUACUAUUUUGCUUGGAUGAAUGUUGCUAUAAAGCCAUGUGCCUAAUUUAUAGUAAAAAUAAACAACACAUUGCAAUAUAUGUUUUUUCUCUAAAAUCUCAUUUCUGCUGAUUUUAAUGUAUGGAAGAGAAUAUUCUCAUCCUUCAUAAAACAAAGUGUCUAAGCAGAAAAACUGUCACAGAAGUCUUACUUCUGCUUUCUGCCGAUUUUAUGUAUAGAGGAGAAGUGUUAGACAUUUUGUGCUUUAUUAUAUAAAACAGAAUACUGACUUUUUACAUGCAUAUGUAAAAAGUGAAUAAAUAUGCAUGUAAGGUAUAAUGCGUAUAUCUGCAUAUGUAAAAUAUAUUGUAUGUUUGUCAUUAUGCAUGUAUUAUAUUUUGUCUCAUUAUAUUCAAACUUUGACUUUUUAAUCUGGUGCUUCUCAUUACACUCAUUAAAAAUGUAAAUAUGGUUUAUCACUUUUAUUGUAUGAAACUGCAGUAUAUUUAUAAAGUGCCAAAUAUCUUUUGUUAAAAUUAAUAAAUUUUAGAAUAAAAAUAUUUUAACUGAUA
Molecule: messenger RNA, 4022 nt
Organism: Stegodyphus dumicola
Lineage: Eukaryota; Metazoa; Arthropoda; Arachnida; Araneae; Eresidae
Molecular function (GO): protein binding
Source: RefSeq, a predicted model, not a curated record